AUGGGUUCCAAGUCUUCGCUUAUAUUUUCUAUGGUCAUAGUGUUAUUCACUUUAAUCAUCGCAACAAAUGGUUUACAAUGUCACAUUUGUGGCCAGUUCAACGAUGGUGUCGGUUCAAUAACACCAUGCCUUAAUUACACUGAAACUAACGCUCACCUACAUCUCAAGGAGUGCCCAAGAAAAACAGACAAGUUCUGUGUGAAAAAGCAAUGGAAUAAGAGAAAUUUGAGCUUACCUGCAAGUCAUUCCAAGCUUUUUAUUCUCAAUCGAAUGCUAAAGGAGAAAAUAAGAAGCAUAGAAAUGUAA
This is a messenger RNA of Clunio marinus, 306 nucleotides long. The record is from the annotation of a GenBank genome assembly. NCBI's taxonomy places the organism in Eukaryota, Metazoa, Arthropoda, Insecta, Diptera, Chironomidae.